UAAGACCUCUAUAUAUUCGCUUAUUGAGCUUUGUAGUGGUAGAACCUCGUAAACCAGGCUAUUGCUUGACUUGCUUUUCUUGUCUUAUGAUAUAUUGAUAAGUUCAGCCCUUGCUCUUGCCUAUAAUAAGAGGUCAAAGAUCGAGUCGCCUGACGUCGUCUGUUUGUAGUUCUUGAUUCACUUAGUAUUACAUAGCCAAAUUCCUCAUUAUGUCGUCAUCAACUUCAGAACAAGUUGGAGAUGGAGGUAAUGGCCGUGGAGGAGGUUCUUCAUCUCGGAGACAACGUAGAGGUGGUGGCGGAAAUGGUGUUUGGCCGGAGCCAUUCUUGGAAGCUUUGGCCUCACAAAUGGCCAUUGAUACUUCCCGUUCCAUUGGUCGUCUUGCUGCUGCUCAAGCACUCUCUAAUAUUUUCCAGGUUUGUUCAACAUGGAGAGCAGUGUCACGUUCCGAUCUUCUCUGGCAAAACUUAACACGCCAAAUAUGGAACCGCCACCACCUUCUUCGUCAAACAUGGCACGACGAAUACAUUUACUGGCACCAAACUUCCAACAACUUCCACCAACAUAGAUACACUUACCACACUCUUCAUUUUACCCCCACAAACAACAACAACAACAACGAUGGUCUUUCUUGUCGUCGUCUUGCAUUAUCCGAUCACCAUUUAGCAGCGGGGUUUUCUGACGGUUCGGUUCAGUUGUUUCAUAUACCAACUAGGGUUCAUUUGUCUACAUUUCAUCCACAACAACGUGACAGGCUUGGGAGAUACUCUAGGGCUGUUUCGGGGAUUAUUUUGACGGAUGAGAAGGUUGUGUUUGCUUCAUUGGAUGGUGAUAUACAUGUAGCAGUUAUUGCCGGGGCGGAGGCUCCGCCCCACCGUGCUCAUUUAGGAGAUGUGGUCAAUGAUGGCGCGUUGGUGGAUUUCACCGGUUGUGAUCGGUGGUGGGUUGGUCUCUAUGCAGGUGUUCCGGACCGUCCAUUUCACAUAUGGAAUAGUGAAACGGAGGAAGUAAUCUUCGUCAACGGCGACUUAACCGAUCCCGAGGCAGUAAGGGGUUGGCACCUCCUCACCGAGCUAACCGAGCUCGUGGGCCGGGUCCGGGUCACGACCCAAGACACUGCCGUGGCAUGCACGGGCCCGCGCCUUGUAGUUAUUGACUUACGUAACCAAGGAAUGAUACUCCGAGAACGAUCCUUCCAACGAGGGCUCAUUGUGGGAUCUUUUGAUGCCACGAAUGAGUCGCUCAUGGUGGUGGACGGUCGGGGUGUCUCGACCGUCCUCAGGGUUGAGAAUUUGGAGGAAGUGUGUAGGUUUAACGUGAGGGGAGCAUCUCAACGGGGAGUUAGUGGGUGCCUGAAUAAUAGUGGGUAUGGAGUAAUGUGUGUUGGAGGGGUUGUUAGGGUUUGGGAUGUAGAACGUGGUGUGUAUCUUUAUAGUUUAAGGGAGAGAAUAGGGGAGGUAAAUGCCAUGCAUGCAGAUGAAAGGCAUAUAGUUGCUUGUUCUAGUGAUGGUACUAUUCAUUUGUGGGACUUUGGGGCUCAAUAGCAGUAGAAUAUUGGGGUUGUUAAUUAGGACAUUGCAGUUUGCAGUUUCCUAAUUGGUAUAGUUGAAAACAAUUAAACUAGGCUCGGGGGUGGGGAUGGGGUUGGGUGGAGGGAUUUAGGGUUCUGGGAAUUUUUCUUCUUGGGUAGAAAUGAA
Lycium barbarum (goji berry) is the source of this 1697-nucleotide messenger RNA. RefSeq names its product transcriptional regulator STERILE APETALA-like. Gene Ontology annotation, cellular component: preribosome, large subunit precursor. Lineage: Eukaryota; Viridiplantae; Streptophyta; Magnoliopsida; Solanales; Solanaceae. The record is from RefSeq and is a predicted model, not a curated record. Gene Ontology annotation, molecular function: protein binding. The transcript has 3 exons. The coding region runs from base 210 to 1544 and encodes 444 amino acids.